Molecule: messenger RNA, 3677 nt
Organism: Neomonachus schauinslandi (Hawaiian monk seal)
Lineage: Eukaryota; Metazoa; Chordata; Mammalia; Carnivora; Phocidae
Gene: TBX3
Product: T-box transcription factor 3
Exons: 8
Coding region: 123-2366 (747 amino acids)
Biological process (GO): cell fate specification; positive regulation of DNA-templated transcription; regulation of transcription by RNA polymerase II
Cellular component (GO): nucleus
Molecular function (GO): RNA polymerase II cis-regulatory region sequence-specific DNA binding; DNA-binding transcription factor activity, RNA polymerase II-specific
Source: RefSeq, a predicted model, not a curated record
UUCUUUCUUUCUUUCUUUUUUUUUUCCUUUCCAAACUAUGUGCUGCUGAAAAACCAAAAACAAAACCAAACAGCAGCUGCGGACUUGUCCCCGGCUGGAGCCCAGCGCCCCGCCUGGAGUGGAUGAGCCUCUCCAUGAGAGAUCCGGUCAUUCCUGGGACAAGCAUGGCCUACCAUCCGUUCCUACCUCACCGGGCGCCGGACUUCGCCAUGAGCGCGGUGCUGGGUCACCAGCCGCCCUUCUUCCCCGCGCUGACGCUGCCUCCCAACGGCGCGGCGGCGCUCUCUCUGCCGGGCGCCCUGGCCAAGCCGAUCAUGGAUCAAUUGGUGGGGGCGGCCGAGACCGGCAUCCCUUUCUCGUCCCUGGGGCCCCAGGCGCAUCUGAGGCCUCUGAAGACCAUGGAGCCCGAAGAAGAGGUGGAGGAUGACCCCAAGGUGCACCUCGAGGCCAAAGAACUUUGGGAUCAGUUCCACAAGCGGGGCACCGAGAUGGUCAUUACCAAGUCGGGAAGGCGAAUGUUUCCUCCAUUUAAAGUAAGAUGUUCUGGGCUGGAUAAAAAAGCCAAGUAUAUCUUGUUGAUGGACAUUAUAGCUGCUGAUGACUGUCGAUAUAAAUUUCAUAAUUCUCGGUGGAUGGUGGCGGGUAAGGCUGACCCUGAAAUGCCAAAGAGAAUGUACAUUCACCCAGACAGCCCUGCUACCGGGGAACAGUGGAUGUCCAAAGUUGUCACUUUCCACAAACUGAAACUCACCAACAACAUUUCGGACAAACACGGAUUUACUUUGGCCUUCCCAAGUGAUCACGCAACGUGGCAGGGGAAUUAUAGUUUUGGUACUCAGACAAUAUUGAACUCCAUGCACAAAUACCAGCCUCGGUUCCACAUUGUGAGAGCCAAUGACAUCUUGAAACUUCCCUAUAGUACAUUUCGGACUUACUUGUUCCCCGAAACCGAAUUCAUCGCUGUGACGGCAUACCAGAACGAUAAGAUAACUCAGCUAAAAAUAGACAACAACCCUUUUGCAAAAGGUUUCCGGGACACUGGAAAUGGCAGGAGAGAAAAAAGAAAACAGCUCACCCUGCAGUCCAUGAGGGUGUUUGAUGACAGACACAAAAAGGAGAAUGGCACCUCAGAUGAGUCCUCCAGCGAACAGGCAGCCUUCAACUGCUUUGCUCAGUCCUCGUCUCCAGCUGUGUCCACUGUAGGGACGUCGAACCUCAAAGAUCUGUGUCCCAGCGAGGGUGAGAGCGACGCCGAGGCCGACAGCAAAGAGGAGCACGGCCCCGAGGCCUGCGACGCGGCCAAGAUCUCCACCACCACGUCGGAGGAGCCGUGCCGGGACAAGGGCAGCCCCGCGGUCAAGGCGCACCUCUUCGCCGCCGAGCCCGGCGGCCGGCCCCGGGAGAGCGGGCGGCUGGACAAGGCGUCGCCCGACUCGCGCCACAGCCCGGCCACCAUCUCGUCCAGCACCCGCGGCCUGGGCGCGGAGGAGCGCCGGAGCCCGGGCCGCGAGGGCGCGGCCACGUCCAAGGUCGAGGAGGGGCGCGCGCUGCCGGGCAAGGAGGCCUUCGCGCCACUCACCGUGCAGACGGACGCGGCCGCCGCCGCCGCGCACCUGGGCCAGGGCCCCCUGCCGGGCCUCGGCUUCGCCCCCGGCCUGGCCGGCCAGCAGUUCUUCAACGGGCACCCGCUCUUCCUGCACCCCGGCCAGUUCGCCAUGGGGGGCGCCUUCUCCAGCAUGGCGGCGGGCAUGGGGCCCCUGCUGGCCACCGUGUCCGGGGCCUCCACCGGCGUCUCGGGCCUGGAUUCCACGGCCAUGGCUUCGGCCGCCGCGGCGCAGGGACUCUCGGGGGCGUCGGCGGCCACCCUGCCUUUCCACCUCCAGCAGCACGUCCUGGCCUCUCAGGGCCUGGCCAUGUCGCCCUUCGGAAGCCUGUUCCCUUACCCCUACACGUACAUGGCCGCGGCGGCGGCGGCGUCUUCGGCCGCGGCCUCCAGCUCCGUGCACCGCCACCCCUUCCUCAACCUGAACAGCAUGCGCCCGCGGCUGCGCUACAGCCCGUACUCCAUCCCCAUGCCGGUCCCGGACAGCGGCAGCCUGCUCACCACCGCGCUGCCGUCCAUGGCGGCGGCCGCGGGGCCCCUGGACGGCAAAGCCGCCGCGCUGGCCGCCAGCCCGGCCUCGGUGGCCGUGGACUCAGGCUCGGAACUCAACAGCCGCUCCUCCACGCUCUCCUCCAGCUCUGUGUCCUUGUCGCCCAAACUCUGCCCGGAGAAGGAGGCGGCCACCAGCGAACUGCAGAGCAUCCAGCGGUUGGUCAGCGGCCUGGAAGCCAAGCCGGACAGGUCCCGCAGCGGGUCCCCAUAAACCCCUCCCUAGAAAAAAAAUCUCUUCAUUCCAGUCCAGUCCAGUCCAGUCUGCAGUGCACUUUGUUGGAUGUAAAAUAAACCACGGGCGUGCGGUGGGGUUGGCCCUUUGUGCAGUCCUGUCUGGGAAGGGGUGCCGGACUCCCUCUAGAGAAUAUGCUAGAAACAGGUCCUGUCUUCUUGGCGUGGUUUAUGUAUCCGGGAUCUGGCUCAGAUUCUGGGGCUCAGAAAUGGCUGUUGCAUUGAGCUAUUGGGGUGGGAGUGAAAACAUUUAUGGCCAGAGCACCUCCAGCCAGGCUGGUCUGGGAGCUGUGGGAAGAAAAAGGUAGCCAGGCCCACCAGGAGGGGAGGUGUUGAAAGGCUUCUCCCCCAGUGCAGAUUUAUAUAUUUUUUCCUUCACCGUGUCAAGUAGAAACAAAAACAAAAUUAAAAAAAAAAAAUACUGGGGACAAAUGAAUACAUUAACAUGAUUCUGUUUGUGAAGAUUAAAAACUUUAUAGUGACUUGCAUAUCAGUUCUAAAUAAAUUACUGAGCAGCAUUGUUUGGGGAGGGAAGUCCUUGCCAUCCUUGUUUGGUCUCUAUUAAGGAAAUCUGUGUCUUUUUAAUAUUCUUGUGAUGUUUUAAGAGCCGCUAUAGGUCUCUUCUUGCAUGUUCCACAGUAAUGUAUUUGUGGUUUUUAUUUUGAAUGCUUGCUUUUAGAGAGAAAAGAACAUGACCCCACACCUUUCUACCCCCCCUUCUCUACCCUCCAGUCGGCAACCCCAAGGGGGAGGUUUUAGAGGGAAGGGGUGGGGAAAACACAAAAAAUGAAUUUAUUUUAUCUAAGCUCUGUAGCAGGAUUUAUGUCCUCCUUUGGCAGUUCUCUCUCUUUCCUGUAUAUGCAAUAACAAGGUUUUAAGAAAAAUAAUAAAGAAGAAGCAAGACUAUUAGACAAAGUAUUUAUGUAAUUAUUUGAUAACUCUUGUAAAUAGGUGGAAUAUGAAUGCUUGGAAAAUUAAACUUUAAUUUAUUGACGUUGUACAUAGCUCUAUGUAAAUAGGGUCGCAGCUAUCAGGUUUUGUGUUAUUGUUUUCCUUUCAUCAAUUUUAUUUCAAGGUCACAGGAUCGCUUUUAAAACUAGAAAACACACUUUCUGCACCGACACCAACACACUUUCAAAAGAGUUGUCUGCAAAAAAAAAAAAAAAAAAUUCUUUUUUUAGUGUCCAAGAGUGGGGCAAAGUGCCAUUGCCUAUUAAACCCCAAACUGGGGAGGUGGUGCCACAUCCCAGCUCACCUUAAAUUCCUUAAAAUAUAACACCCCAAGUGUGGU